CAAAGAAAAGCGUUAGCUUCUGUCGUUGUGGAUCAGCGUCGUUACGUUUCCUCCCGGCUGCCGCUAGGUUUGCCUCCUCGCGACCAGCCGUUGGCCUCGGCGUGCGCCGUGACGCUGGUCGUGGGAGGGACCGAGGAGUGACCGCGGCGAUAAGGCUGCCCUGCCCUUUAAAAGCAGCGGCUAUUUCACUGGACUGUCAGCAUGCUAGAGGCUGUGGUCUGUCUUUAGUCUGCCGUCGCUUUUACCGUCGACACCCAUCAACUAUCCGCACUGAGAGACGACCAUGUGGCUGCCUAUGAUUGGGAUGACGGCGUUGCCACACGUCGGUGGUUUCUAUGGUGGCUUCAUUACGCGCAAAGAGGUAAAAAACUGGUACCCAACCCUGAACAAACCCUCAUGGCGCCCACCAAACGCAGCAUUCCCUGUGGUGUGGACUUGCCUGUACACCGGAAUGGGGUAUGGCUCCUACCUGAUCUGGAAAGAGCUUGGAGGUUUCACUGAAGAUGCUGUGGUUCCACUGGGGCUUUAUGGGCUGCAGCUCGCGCUGAACUGGGCCUGGACUCCCAUUUUCUUUGGUGCACACAAGCUGAAAUGGGCCCUGGUGGAGAUCGUGUUCCUCACCGGGACGGUUGGAGCCACCAUGGCGUCCUGGUAUCCCAUCAGCCGCACCGCCUCCCUGCUCCUCGCUCCCUAUCUGUCCUGGCUGUGCCUCGCCACAGCCCUCAACUACUGCAUAUGGAGAGAUAACCCAGAGAAAAAGGAAGAGUAGAACGCAAAUUGCAGUGUGUUGAUUUCCAUUGCUAAAUCUUAAUUCAGCACAAUAAAAUUCCUUUGCAGAAAUGACA
This is a messenger RNA of Poeciliopsis prolifica (blackstripe livebearer), 845 nucleotides long. RefSeq names its product translocator protein-like. Lineage: Eukaryota; Metazoa; Chordata; Actinopteri; Cyprinodontiformes; Poeciliidae. The record is from RefSeq and is a predicted model, not a curated record. The coding region runs from base 284 to 769 and encodes 161 amino acids. Gene Ontology annotation, cellular component: mitochondrial outer membrane. The transcript has 4 exons.